UACUGAAUCUAGAAGCUUGAAAGCGGUGGUAACCGCCCGAUAUUUUCUUUCGUGUUCACCGUCUGGUUCUGUGACGAGUUUGUAGAAUUGGUUGUGCACUUGUGGUGCACGAGCUUCCUAGACCCCGGCGAGGACUAGGGAGGUCGAUAUGACCUGGUUAGGAUUUAGAGUCCUCGCGUCAGCGGUUUGUCUGACAGCGAUCGUCCAUGGGCAAAACUGGAAUGACUCGCGAUGGAGCCCUGAAGCGGUUAUACCACUCUCUCGAGGCGACAUAGAAAAGCCCGCAGAUUACAUAGGUAACGAAGAUGAAGACGAAGACGACCCUGACAGCUUCUACGAUCAUUGGAAUCGCCCCAUACGACCUACCGAUGGAUCAGAAACAACGAAUCCCGACAACUGGGACAACUGGGCGGAUAACGGCGACGGUUUGGACAGGACGCAACCCGAUUCGGUAGAUGACCCGCAAGAUCCUUACGCGAGCGAACGCCGAAGGCUCUAUUCGAACUACAGAAAUCGGGGCCGUUACGAUCCUUACGCGGCCCGCGAACGCCAAGGGGGUGAUUAUAAUUACAGCAGAACUAACGCGGCUGGAGGACAAGAUCCUUACGGCGAUGCGGGCAGAGGAGAAAGUGACAGUCGACGUGGAUACGAAGUCAAUCCCUCACCUCAGCCGACCGAUUCUACUUACACAUCCCAAGAUUCCGGAAGUACCGAUGGCAGACGUGGUUCGGCGUACGACUAUCGAGGAUCAGGAUACCAAGGAUCAAGAGGUGGAUAUCCUUACGGCAGACAGAGCAGCGGAUCAUCUGGAUCGGAUCCUUACGGCAGACAGAGUAGCGGUUCUUCAGGAAGCGAAUCGUCAGGAUCAGAUCCUUACGGCAGACAGAGCAGCGGAUCAUCUGGAUCAGAUCCUUACGGCAGACAGAGCAGCGGUUCUUCAGGAAGUGAAUCAUCUGGAUCGGAUCCUUACGGCAGACAGAGCAGCGGAUCAUCUGGAAGUGAAUCAUCUGGAUCAGAUCCUUACGGCAGACAGAGCAGCGGAUCAUCUGGAUCGGAUCCUUACAGCACACAGAGCACCGGUUCAGUCGGAUCGGAUCCUUACGGAAGAGAGAGCAGCGGUUCUUCAGGAUAUGGAGAACAGGAUGGAAGCUACAGCUACAGUCAAGACGGCGGAAGGGUCGGAGCAUACGACAGUCGGAGGGGAGGUGGGGUUCAAGGUCCCGGAGGAUUCUACGCUGGUAGACAGAGUGGUGGAUAUCGCGAUUCGGGAUUCGAAGGGCAAUCGAACACCGAAAACGAAAGUGGACGCGGUAGCUACAGCUCAGGAGGCGCAAGAGACGAUGGGGAUACGAACUACCCCAGUAGUUAUGUAGCGGUCCCCUUACCCGGCAGUACAGCCCCUAGGAAUUGUACUUCUGGAUCAGGAUGUUGCGUGCCUAAAUGUUUCGCAGAAAAAGGAGCCAGAGGAUUCCCAGGAGCUCCGGGACUCGAAGGACCCAAGGGUCAGCGAGGAUUUCCAGGACCUGAGGGUUUGCUCGGACCCAAGGGUGUCAAGGGAGAUCCUGGUCCUCAAGGCCCACGUGGUCUCAAGGGUGACAGAGGGAAAAUGGGUAUGCCCGGAUAUCCCGGUAUCAACGGUAUUCACGGUGUUGCGGGACCACCUGGACCACCUGGAGUUUCGGGGCGCGACGGUUGCAACGGAACUGACGGAGCCCCUGGGGUACAUGGACUCCCAGGAGAGCCGGGACCCCGUGGUAUCAGAGGACAGAGUGGAAUAAAGGGUGAAAAGGGUCAGCCAGCGUUUGCUGGUCCAUUUCCAACUGGGCAAAAGGGAGAACCUGGAAUUGACGGAGUUCGGGGACCUUCCGGAGUACCGGGGCCCCAGGGAGAUCCUGGAUACGAAGGACCCAAGGGUGACAGAGGGCCUAUUGGACCUCAAGGACCUAGAGGACCAAAGGGAGAGAAAGGUAAUAUGGGAGUUGGAUUCGAAGGAUUGAAAGGAGACAAGGGUGAAAGAGGAGAACCAGGGCCUGUGGGGAUGACGAUCCGAGAACCGUUUUCAUCCUCGAAUCAAAGCACCGGUCCUAUCGGAGACCCAGGUCCCAAGGGAGAAAAGGGAUAUACCGGACCCGACGGAGAAAAAGGAGAGCCAGGAUAUACGGGAGAUGCUGGUAUUCCCGGAGCUCCAGGUAGCAAGGGAGAAAAAGGUCUUCCAGGUCCUGUCGGUCUUCGCGGAAAAGAUGGAUUUUACGGCCCCCCUGGUCCUGCUGGACAGAAGGGAGAUCGAGGAGUCGACGGACUUGACGGGCUCGCGGGUCGCCCCGGUGCCAAAGGAGAACCUGGAAUUGACGGACCUGCGGGAGUUGCUGGAAUACGAGGACCUCCGGGUCCACCUGGAGGCGGAAAGGGGAGACCUGGACCACCUGGGCCACAGGGUCCUCGAGGAUUCCCAGGACCGACUGGGCCGAAAGGAUUGGAUGGUUUCCCCGGUUCUCCAGGGAUAAGAGGACCGAUUGGUCCCGUCGGUGGUCCUGGAACUCCUGGUAUUCCUGGAGCAGAAGGAGCUGCGGGCGAAAAAGGAGCGAAGGGUGAACCAGGACGGACAGGAUUCACGGGGGAGAUAGGACCUAGAGGGUUUGACGGGCCGGCAGGACCCACGGGACUUCAAGGCCCAACCGGCGAAGCUGGAUUUUCGAUUCCCGGAGCUAAAGGACUGGAUGGAAUUCCUGGAAGUGACGGAGAAAAGGGUCAGAAGGGAGAGACUGGUUUUCCGGGUCUCAGAGGACGUCCGGGUGAUUCUUUAGACGGUAUCCCCGGUGCUCCUGGAGCUAUCGGACCUCCCGGAGAAACCGGAGCUCCAGGUCGAGAUGGUACACCUGGAAUCCCCGGAGAACCGGGUGCCAAGGGUGACAUUGGUGGACGUUGCCGUGACUGCAGACCAGGCGCAAGAGGCGAAAAAGGAGAUCGCGGAAGUGACGGAUUUCCAGGACUACAAGGAGCUCCAGGACCAGCUGGCGAACGAGGAUACCCUGGAGAAAAUGGUGCCGAUGGGAUGCCAGGACCCGCUGGUCCCAUGGGAGACAAAGGAGCUGAUGGAUACAACGGAGCACCUGGACCCCAGGGAGAGAAGGGAGAUCCAACGAUCGUCUCGAGAGAUCAGUUGAAACCGAUUAAAGGGCAACCAGGAAUAAAGGGAGACAAAGGUAACAGAGGUCCCUUCGGUCCCGAUGGUCCUACCGGUGAAAAAGGAAGACCAGGUCUCCAAGGUUUCCCAGGUCAAAAGGGUGUGAAGGGUGAUCAAGGGUUCCCUGGAGUUGAAGGUACGUCCGGGAGACCGGGUAGUCCAGGAAGGAAGGGAGAGAAGGGAACCAGUGUAAAAGGAGAACCUGGAAUACCCGGAGCUCAAGGAUCCAAAGGACAGAAAGGGCAACCUGGUGCAUACGGACCACAGGGAGACCCUGGUCAGUGUCCACCCCUCAAUCUUGAAAAGGAAGGUCUCAAGGGCUCCAGGGGAGCAACGGGAGAAAAGGGAGAACCAGGACCACCUGGACGCGAUGGAUACCCCGGUGAUAAAGGACUCCAGGGUAUUACGGGUCCACCGGGGGCUUUGGGAGCGAUUGGAGCACCGGGGCCUGUGGGCCCACGUGGUAACCCAGGUCCUCGUGGAGACAAGGGAGAAACAGGGCCAAUGGGAUUCUUGGGAGAAACUGGUCGCGAUGGAGCAAGAGGUCUACCCGGAACUCCAGCUCCCAAGGGAGUGAAAGGAGAGCCUGGACUCUCUGUGAAGGGAAAUCCUGGUCCCACUGGUCCUGAGGGAAUCAAGGGUGAACGUGGUUUACCGGGACCUGUAGGAAAGGACGGACGUCCAGGAAGCCCUGGCCUGACAGGAUUUAUUGGCGAAAAAGGAGACACUGGAAUACCAGGUCUCGGCGGACUGCCAGGAAUACCCGGAGAAAAGGGAGAUAUGGGACCAGUUGGACCUCAAGGACCACCUGGAGUUGCUGGAACACCUGGUGCUGAUGGACCCAAGGGAGAGCCUGGUCUCACCGGUGACCCUGGAAAACCUGGAAUGCCUGGAUUCCCUGGAGCUAAGGGAGAUAGAGGAGUCCCUGGUACCGACGGCCCCAAGGGUUACGCUGGACUGCGCGGUGCCCCAGGAAUAGCUGGACGCCCAGGCGCUGCCGGAGCACCUGGAGCAAAGGGAGAAGCUGGCCCACCAGGUCCUGAAGGAUUCCCAGGUGCUCCCGGACCGGAAGGACUUCGUGGUUUGGAUGGAUCCCCUGGUCAAAAGGGAGACACAGGCCCCUACGGUCCACAAGGAUUGCCUGGCCCCAUUGGAUUUGAAGGACCAAAGGGAGAUCGGGGUCUUCCUGGUGUAAACGGUAGGAAAGGAGAGCCAGGUCAGGUUUCUGAAAAGGGACAAAAGGGAGAGCCUGGAAUGCCAGGAAUAAGAGGACCGCCAGGACCACAAGGACGCGAUGGAAUCGACGGGCAAAAAGGAGAACAAGGAAGACCGGGAGUUGGACGCGACGGAGCUCCGGGACUCAAAGGACUUCCAGGAAGACCUGGAAAAGACGGGUUCCCUGGACUACAGGGUCCCAAAGGAGAUAUGGGAGUUCGUGGACUACAAGGCCCCAAGGGCGAUACAGGCUUCCCUGGAACUCCUGGGGCACCUGGUUUGAAUGGACUUGAUGGACCUCCCGGAGAAGAGGGAGAAGUCGGUCUCACAGGACCAAUCGGCUUCCCUGGUGUCGACGGAGAAAAGGGAUUGCCUGGAAUACCUGGUCUUGAUGGACUGAAGGGUGAUGCUGGACCGCAGGGUUUAACUGGACUACCCGGUUUCGCCGGUGAGUUCGGAGAAAAAGGAGAUCGUGGUCCACCAGGACCCGUGAUGAACAUAAAGGGAGAUAAGGGAGAGCCAGGAAAUCCAGGGUUCGAUGGCGUCAAUGGCGAGAAAGGAGAUCGUGGAGGACCAGGCUUUGCUGGGCGCGAUGGUGAAAAAGGAGAUCGAGGACCUGCGGGUCCUACCGGGCUUCCUGGAAUUACCGGACUUCAAGGAGAGAAAGGUGACACUGGUCCCAUCGGACCUAUCGGUCUUACGGGGUUGACAGUCAAAGGAGAAAAGGGUCUUCCUGGAUUGAUGGGCAAAAAUGGACGCGACGGAAUCCCUGGUGUACAAGGAGAAAAGGGUGACACCGGUUUCCCAGGUCUACCUGGUUCCCCAGGAAGGGUCGGCCCAGCCGGGCCAAUUGGACCCAGAGGGCAAAAGGGAGAAAGAGGAAUUCAGGGACUUGACGGCAUACCAGGACGCGAGGGGCCUGUGGGACAACCUGGAACACCUGGAGUACAGGGCGAGAGAGGAAGUAAGGGAGAUACCGGUCCUCCUGGAGCAUUCGGGGCGCCAGGGCAGAAAGGAGACCAAGGAGUACCGGGUCAGCCAGGAUUUGACGGUGUAAAGGGGGUAAAGGGAGAUAGAGGCUUGGACGGUUUAGACGGUGCACCUGGACCUCAGGGAGAAAAGGGAGAUCGGGGAUUCCCGGGAGUUGUCGGAGUCCCUGGUAUUGAGGGAUACGCUGGAAUUAAGGGAGAAAGGGGUGAUGACUGUCUACAGCCACCGCCGGGACCGAAAGGAGAACCUGGUUUCCCAGGUGUCAACGGUGCGCCCGGAGCACCGGGAGAGAAGGGACUUCCGGGCAAAGCAGGAUUCCCUGGCAUUGCCGGACCGAAAGGUAACCAAGGGUUCGAAGGAUUCGCGGGUGCUGCUGGUGCUCCUGGACCACAGGGACCGACGGGACCGCCUGGACCAAUCGGACUCCAGGGUCCUCCCGGAUUCCCUGGACUCAAGGGAGACCAGGGUGCUGCUUGUGAGACAACGCCUGAUUAUCUUACCGGUAUUCUUCUCGUGAGACACAGUCAGAGCCAGUCUGUGCCAACUUGUGAACCUGGCCACAUCAAGCUUUGGGAUGGAUACAGUCUCCUGUAUCUGGAUGGAAACGAGAGAGCGCAUUCCCAGGAUCUUGGUUUCGCUGGUUCGUGCAUAAGAAGGUUCUCAACCAUGCCGUUCUUAUUCUGCGACUUCAACAACGUCUGCAAUUACGCUAGUCGCAACGACCGCUCCUACUGGCUUUCCACCAACAGCCCGAUCCCCAUGAUGCCUGUCGAAGAAAAUGCUAUCGAGGAAUACAUCUCCAGAUGCGUCGUAUGCGAAGCCCCAGCGAACGUGAUCGCUGUCCACAGUCAGUCUCUCAGUAUUCCCGAGUGUCCUGGCGGGUGGUCCGGACUCUGGAUCGGUUACAGUUUCGUCAUGCACACCGGAGCAGGAGCGCAGGGUGGAGGUCAGUCGUUGGCAAGUCCUGGUUCAUGUCUCGAAGAUUUCCGGGCAACGCCAUUUAUCGAAUGCAACGGUGCUCGUGGCACUUGCCAUUACUUUGCAAAUAAGUUUAGUUUCUGGUUGGCAACUAUCGAACAAAACCAGCAAUUCCAACGUCCCGAAAAGGAGACUUUGAAGGCCGGUAAUCUCCGUACGAGAAUAAGUCGUUGCCAAGUGUGUAUAAAAAAUACGUAAAAUCGACGAAAAGAACACAAAAACAAAUUAUGAACAUCAAAAGAGAAAGAGUUAUCUCAAAAAAUAACUAAUAGGCUCUCCGAGAAAUACGAAAAUUACAAGAAUAUAUAUAUUUUUUUUACUUCCCACAAAAUGAAACAAAUUAUAAUUAUUGAAUAAAAAUAACAUGAAUAAUAACGACAACGAUUAUGAUACAUUUCAUAAGAAGUGAAAAAGAUUCCAUAUACAUAAUUGAGAAAUUGAUGAGAAAAAUUUAUCCACAUAUCCUCAGAAAUAUACCUCCGCAUACAGACGUGAAUAAAUAAUACGCACACUGGACAAAGAUUGAACUAGAAAUGAAAUUUAUUGCAUAUAAAAUAGAAGAACAGAGUGUAAUGAAAAAAGAUUAUUAUUAUAUUUGUAAUCGAACGUUCAAAACAGAGUCGAUAAGAUUUGUCAUAAUAAUAAUAAUAUUAAUAAUAAUAAUAAUAUUAAUAGUAAUAUUAAUAACGAAUAUAAUAUAUAAAUAUUUUAUAAAAGAGAUAUAACUCUACAGUGUAUUUUUUCGUCGUGAAAUUUUUGUGUUCAUGCGUGUAUAUUAUAUAUAUAUAUAUACGUAUAUAUCUAUGUAUAAAAGUUGAUAUAUAUAUAUUAUAUAUAAAAUACAUGUUUCAAAUUAAUAUAUUAACCUGCAAAAUAUCUGAAGGCUCUUUUUUGACAACGGUUAUGAUGUUGAAUAUGAAUUAUCAUUCACCAAGUGCCUAGCAUACUUUUAGCAUGUAAAAUAAUACAUAUUUAUACAUCAUAUAUAUAAUAUAAAUGUACGGAAAUCUAAGUUUA
Messenger RNA from Athalia rosae (coleseed sawfly), 7384 nucleotides. RefSeq names its product collagen alpha-2(IV) chain (gene Col4a1). The record is from RefSeq and is a predicted model, not a curated record. Gene Ontology annotation, cellular component: collagen trimer. Gene Ontology annotation, molecular function: extracellular matrix structural constituent. Bases 149 to 6565 code for a protein of 2138 amino acids. The transcript is spliced from 26 exons. Lineage: Eukaryota; Metazoa; Arthropoda; Insecta; Hymenoptera; Athaliidae.